Molecule: messenger RNA, 1334 nt
Organism: Thermothielavioides terrestris NRRL 8126
Lineage: Eukaryota; Fungi; Ascomycota; Sordariomycetes; Sordariales; Chaetomiaceae
Exons: 4
Coding region: 319-1089 (256 amino acids)
Molecular function (GO): hydrolase activity
Source: RefSeq, a predicted model, not a curated record
ACUCAAUUUCUUCUAUAUAGGGUAGCCGCUCUCGAACUGCUCCUCACGAACUUGACUUUGUAGUCUGGAGAUAAGGCGUCGAAUAUCGUGCACAGGUAUAUGCCCGCGCUCAAUCAGUUGCGUCUCCAAGCUGCUGCCGGCAGAACUGCCUACCCCGCAUCUGCUGCCAUUGUCUCAUCACGGCGAGGUAUCCCUACUUACGCCCGCGAGCUGUCCAGCAUCUCCAGCAUCCCCCAGCGAUCAAACACCAGCUCAUCCCGGCUCUCCACAAACAAUCACCCCUCAGCUAGAACGCCGACGACGCAAACAGUUGCCAAGAUGUCGACUAUGCCCGCCACCCACGGCCACAAUGAGGCCUGCUGCAACAUCCCGCCCGUGGUGUCCACGGGCUACAGCGCCAAGGGCUCCUACGACGAGGUCGACGGCCUGAAGACAUACGUGACCGGCCCUGCCGACGCUAACAAGGGAAUUGUCGUCAUUUACGAUAUUUUUGGCUACUUCGACCAGACCGUCCAAGGUGCCGACAUCCUGGCAACAAGCCACCACCAAAAGUACAAGGUGUUCAUCCCGGACUGGUUCAAGGGCGAGCCCUGUCCCAUUGAGUGGUAUCCACCCAACACGCCCGAGAAGCAGAAGAACCUGGGCGCCUUCUUCGGCAAAAACCCACCUGCCGGCGUGGCCAGCAAGUUGCCCGAGUUCGUGAAGGCCUUGCAGGCCAAAAACCCCUCGGUCAAGUCGUGGGGCAUCGUUGGCUUCUGUUGGGGCGGCAAGGUCGUCAGCCUGGUGACCUCGUCCGACGCGAACCCGUUCUCCAUCGGCGCCGAGUGCCACCCGGCCAUGGUGGACCCCAAGGAGGCCGAGACGAUCAAGGUGCCGCUGGCGCUGCUGGCGUCCAAGGAGGAGCCGCACGACAAGGUGAAGCAGUUCGAAGAGAACCUCAAGACCAGCGCGAAGCACGUCGAGACCUUCGGCGACCAGAUCCACGGCUGGAUGGCCGCCCGCGCGGACCUGUCCAACGACCGCGUCAAGGCCGAGUACUCGCGCGGCUACAAGACGGUUCUGGAUUUCUUUGGGAAGCACUGGCCGUGAGUCUUCCUUUGCCUUUUUGAUGUGAGAAUAAGGACGUUGUCGAUGAGGGUCGGAGGGGCCGGCUAAGAUGGAAUAAGGGGUACAUGUGCUGGUCUCUCGGCCAAGGUUCGCUUGUAAUGAGGUUGUGAAGUCUACGUCGGUGCUCGAAGCAACACAAGGAUGAACAAACAAACAGAAAAAGAAAAAAAAUGCGUAAAAUAGUCGCGAGGUCAUCCAAACACGAGGUUUUCAGUCUGUUCUUCCCU